Messenger RNA from Dimorphilus gyrociliatus, 4982 nucleotides. Lineage: Eukaryota; Metazoa; Annelida; Polychaeta; Dinophilidae. The record is from the annotation of a GenBank genome assembly.
AUAAUGCAUCUGCGGAGCUGCUUUAAAGCCUAAGUAUGGUGGAUACAUCAGGAACGUUGCUUGAUGGAUCAAAACUGUCUGAAGGUUCAGUUGAGAAAACUCAACGAGAAGCCAAUGUUCGGAUUAAGGAAGAAAGCAAGAGCGAUGAUAGCUCAAACGACAAAGAAACGACGUCAGUUAGUGAUAAAACUAAGGGGAAACCAACGAUUGAUACUGAUAUAAAAAAAGAAAAAAAUUUAUCCGAUGGGGAAUUAUCUCCUGAAUUCGAAAUGAUUCCUCCUAACCUUAUUAAGAAAGAGCCAAGAUCCCCAAUCCAUUCUUCUAAGAAAAAACGUAAAUCUAGCUCUGGAGAUGAUGAAGUUCAGCAAUUAAAGAAAGUAAAAGAGUUAGAAAAAACUCUUAAAGAAAAAAGGGAGCAAGCUAAAGUUGUCGAUGAUUUAUUUAAAAAAUUUAUUACAUCUAAGAUGAAAGAAGUUGAACAGGAACGCAAAAAGAAAAAAAAGGUUAAAAAAGAAAAGAGAAAAGGAUAUCCUGAUGAAAUGAGUGGUCUCAACGAAGAUGCAGGUAACGAACGUAAAAAGAAAAAAAAGAAAGUAAAGGUUAAAAAAGAAAGAAAGAGCAAAAGUCCGGACGAACACUUGAACAUAGAAAUUAAAAGCGAAAAAGACAACUGGGGAAGCGAAAAUCAGAGAAUUUAUGAUGAAGAAUUGAGGGAAAAUGAAGCUUCUAAUUACUAUAGAUACUCAAAUCGAUUUGAAGAUUCAUAUGAUUGCGAGAAUAGGGAUUCAAGAAGUCAUCAUAGUCAACAUAGUGAGAACGCUGAGAGAAAUCGAGAGUACUUUCAAAGAAGAGAACGAGAAAGAGAUAGGGAUAAAGAGAGAGAUUGGAAUAGAGAGAGAGAUCGAGAUCGAGAUCGAGAGCGAGAUGAAUACUCAGAAGAUUAUUAUGAAAAAAGGCGAAAUUUGAGUCGUAAUCACUAUUCAAGACUUGACAAACAACAAUUGAGUCAAGAUGAUCGAUAUGAAAAUUAUAAGGAAUAUUCAAAUGUAAAAAGAGGGAUGGAAAGUAGACGACAGCUGGAUGACUCUCAUAGAGGGUACGGAGGUGAUAGAGAGAUGUUUACUAAUGAACACUCAAUAAAUCGUCGAGAACCGACACGAUACAAAACUAGUCAAAAUUACGAUAGGGAUGAAUAUAAUAGGGAAGACGAUGCAAUCGAGCACAGUGAUCGAAGAUCCAAUUAUCAUCGUUCCCGUAUUGAGAAUGAAAGAAAUCACGAUUAUGAAAGUUUGGAUAGAGGCUAUUACGAUUCUAGAGAUGAUAGAGAGAGAUGGAAACGGCAUGAAAAUUCUGAUUCUCGACAAGAUUACGAUGGGUAUGAGAAAACAAAACUUAGAAAUUAUGACAACUUCGGUGAUUCACGAAAUAGUCAUUCUCGCAAAUACCCGAGAGAUCAACAGGAGGCAUCAGAUAAUUUUCAACGAGAGUAUCGCAGGGAUCAGAGAGGACGUACGAAAGAACAAUAUCAUCGUGAAAGUCGAAAAUCACUUGAGAAAACGAGUUAUCGUGACGAUUGUAAAAGAAAAGAACGGUCGGAUAGUUCGUAUAGAGUGAGAUCAAGAGAAAGUUCAGAAAAGAGAACCUCUUCAGCUUUUGAACAUAAAACUCGCAGAGGCGAUCAUAGCAAUCCCCCCCUCUUCCCACCAGUCAAACUCCUUCCACUUCACUCAGGUAGAAAGAAAGAGCAGGAUUACUCCGCUGUUCCACCAUGUGGUUAUGAAAACAUAAUAAUAAACCAAAUUAAUAAUCAGUGUGACGAUAGUGCACAAACUCAGAAAGAGGAUAAUCAAACAUCAGACGACCAACAAGUUAUUAAUAAUUCUGAAUCGAAUGAAACCAAAGAAGAACAAUUAAAGAAGUGCGAAGAGUUUGUCAAUUUAUGUCUUGAAGAAUCCAGGCGAUUAGAAGCCAAUAAAAGCCCUGUAGAAAAAGAAAAUACAGAAAAUUUUGAUACGAACACACAAGAACCAAAUAACGAAAAGAAGCAAGCCCCUUCUCCCGAAAAAGAUAUCGUGAAAUCGUCUGAAGAAGAAACAGAGAAGGUAUAUUCGUCAAAUGAUGCACAAAUUGAUGAAGUUGAACGUACAACUGAAGAAGCAACUAAAACAGAGGUUGAACAAAAUGAAAAGAAGGUUUCAAAUGAAAAUGGAAAGCAACAAGAGCAGGGAAAGACUGAAAAAACAGCUUCCAAAGAAAAAACUAUUGAGAACGAAGCAGUGAAGACGUCAGAGAAGAAAACGGGCAAAAGUAGACGAGAGAGAUCAAAAGAUAGAUCUUCCAAUAGAAAAGAUAAAAAGCAUCAUCACCGAAGUAGAAGCAGAUCAAGCUCUAGGCGCAAUCAAAGCUCUUCUCGAUCAUCAAGGAGACGUCGACGUCAUCGGUCUGACUCGGAAGAAAAACCUCAAGGAAAAUCUGGUUGGGAUCGCAAUCGUCCUCGAAGUAGAGAUAGACAAAUGAUAUAUGAAUUUCAAAGAACCCGGUCGAACAAAAGAAGAAGAUCGUCUAGAAGUAGUUCUGAAGAAAAACACAGAGAGAGGCACAAAGAAGAGUAUUUUGAAAAACAAUUUUCACGAGCACCUCCGGAAGGGAUAAUUGCAAUAGAUAAAGAUAAAUUACGUGAAAUUGCGAUCAAAAAUGCGCACAAAUAUGCAAAAAAGGCGGCUCUCAAACCUGAAGAAAUCGCCAAACUAACACAAGGAAAGAGUAUUGAUGAAUUAACGUCUUUCUGUAAAACAAUAGCUGAUACAAGAUUAUCAUCUAGUGAGGAUGAAAAACAAGAAGUGUCCGAUGACGAUAUGACUGCUUCAGUUAAAGUUAAGGAAUCCAACUCUAUAGUCAUGAAUAUUAGAAAUGCUAGGCAGUUACCUGCUUUGACACCUGCUGAAAAAGCCCACUAUGCUGCAACUUUAAGAUUACAGUUUCCUGUUUCCAGUGGCAAUCAGCAUCGAACGAAGGAGCACGAAGAAGUAGUACCUUCAACAGAAAACGUUCCAGGUGAUGCAGACAAAGCUGUUGAAGAUAUUUUAGACAAAGAAAAAUCUAGUGAAAGUCAAGUUGACAAGCCAGACGAACAAAACACAAAUUUUUCAAAUACUGAAACCAGCGUCUUCCCUGAUGUUUCAUCGGAAAAAGUGGAUAUAUCAAAAGUAGUCGCUGAGAGGCUUUCAGCAAUGAGAAAAUUACAACAAAAUCCAAAUGAUUCGCAAGCCAUAUCGGAAGUCUACAAAUCUCAAGAGAAGGUAUCUCUUUGGGCGCAAUCUAAAAACCUACCUGGACAAUUUUUAGGGAGUACAGGCGUUCAACCAUUAUCUGCAAAGGAAUUAAGCGCCAAUUCACAUCAGGCUUGGCUGAAAAAGGACACUUUUUUGAAAGCUGGCCCCGUAAGAGGUGGAAUAGGAAAAGCAUUGCUAUGCAAGAUGGGUUGGCGGGAGGGUACUGGAUUAGGUAGGCAUGAAGAAGGUAGCCUCGAGCCCCUUUUGUUAGAUUUUAAAGUGGAUAGAAAAGGGCUUAAUACGGAAGGUGAAAGGAAAAGUAGUCAAAUUCAGUCAGUCGCUCAUAAUUCAGCUUCUAUCAUGAAAGAUUUGUCAGGAAAGCAUCCUGUCUCUGCUUUGAUGGAGCUUUGUACGAGAAGACGAUGGGGCGCACCCAAUUUUGAGCUAGUCCAGCAAGGUGGCCCACCUCACAAGAAAAACUUUUUGUAUAAAGUAAUAGUAAAUGGUGUAGAGUACGUUUCGUCUACUGGAAGCCCUAAUAAAAAGAGUGCUAAGGCUCAGGCAGCUACUCUCGUCCUCCAAGAAUUAGAGCUAACAGUCUAUGGAGCCCGUGCGCGCGCAGGCACGGAUUCUCUAAGGGUAUUUCCAGUCAUUUGUGCGGUUGACGAUGGAAAGAGCAAACUUAUGGAUUUUCUGUCAUUAUUACCGUCUCUUUGCGCUUUAAUUGUCUACAGCAAUACUUUUAAAGCUGGUUUUGUAUACGAUGAUAGCCGAGCGAUUGAGAAGAACAACGACGUCCUUCUUAAAACUCCAUUGACAGCUCUAUUUUUCAAUGAUUUUUGGGGAACGAAAUUAACGGAUCCUGGAUCUCAUGGAUCGUAUAGACCACUAUGCAUCUUAACGUUUAGACUUCAAGUUUAUCUUCAUGGCUUAAAUGCAAGCUUCUUUCACAUAGCCAAUGUUUGCCUUCAUGGAGUUGUUUGCUACUUAUUAACGAUACUUGUACAAAGUUUGUCAAGGCGGAAAUGGCAAGGAAUUCUCUGUGGACUUCUAUUCUCUGUCCAUCCUAUCCAUUCUGAAGCGGUUGCUGGUAUCGUUGGGCGGGCUGAUGUAUUAGCAGCCAUAUUCUUUCUUUUAACUAUUAUAAACUAUGUAAAAUAUUUGAAACCUGUUAUCAAAAGAGAAUGGAAUCUCAGCGCUUGGGGUUUGCCUUAUCUUCGACAUAUUGUCUUGGCAAGGACUCGAUUUGCAAACUAUAAUGAACAGAGAGCAGUUGGGUUUAUGACGGGAAAAUUCUCUGGAAGAGAUUGCAAAUUAGUCGUUUUAUCAGCCUCGAUUUUAGUACUAUCAUUUUUUCCCGCUGCUAAUCUAUUUUUCUACGUUGGUUUUGUGAUUGCCGAGCGUAUUUUAUAUAUUCCUUCAAUUGGUUAUUGCAUUUUGGUCUGUUGGGGUUUGGAAAAACGGCGAAUAGGAAUAGCUGCCUUUUUCUUAUUAAUUUUAAUACUUUCGGCAAAAACAGUUAUUAGGAAUUGCGAUUGGAAUGAUGAAGAAUCCCUAUACAAGUCCGGUAUCGACGUAAAUCCUGCUAAAGCCUGGGGAAAUUUGGCAAACGUUCUGAACGCUAAAGGGCAGACAAAAUUGGCAGAAUACGCCUACAGAAAAGCUUUAUCUUAUAGAUCGAAUAUGGCUGACACACAUUAUAACUUGUAA